Macadamia integrifolia is the source of this 1853-nucleotide messenger RNA. RefSeq lists its product as uncharacterized. Lineage: Eukaryota; Viridiplantae; Streptophyta; Magnoliopsida; Proteales; Proteaceae. The coding region runs from base 145 to 1356 and encodes 403 amino acids. The record is from RefSeq and is a predicted model, not a curated record. The transcript is spliced from 2 exons.
AUUCCCCGCUGUCUCUUUCUAUCCCCCGAAGCAGAAGAGAGUCAAGAGACACAGGACACUCUGAAUUGGAGAAGCGUUUGUCGUUUUCUACGAGAUCACGUCACCGCUGCUUCUUCCCCUGCGGUCCUCACCUCGUCGACAACCAUGGUUGACGUCGACCGGAGGAUGACCCCGGCCCACGUAGCUGGCCUACGCCGGCUGUCCGCUCGUGCUGCUGCUGCUUCCACUGCCUCCAACACCACCACCUCCACUCCCGUCCGAACAGGUCUCGAUUCUUUCUCUUCCCUUGCCGUCAAGGUCAUCUCCCACCUUCGCAGCUUCAGCAUUCUGGUUCAACCGGGCCUCUCCGACGCAGAGUUCGCCCGAACCGAGGCAGAGUUCGGCUUCGUCUUCCCUCCCGACCUCCGUGCCGUUCUCUCCACCGGUCUACCCGUUGGCCCCGGAUUCCCCGAGUGGCGUGCCGGUUCUGGAUCUCGCCUCCGUCUCCACGCCUCCCUUGACCUUCCAAUCGCCGCGAUUUCUUUUCAGAUUGCACGUAACGCUCUCUGGCCCAAGUCUUGGGGUCCACGGCCAUCUGACCCUGAGAAAGCUAUGCGCGUCGCUCGAAAUGCACUGAAGAGAGUACCCAUCUUGAUCCCUCUCUUCAACCACUGCUACAUCCCUUGCAGCCCAUCUUUGGUAGGAAACCCUAUCUUCUUCGUCGACGAGAAUCGGGUAUUCUGUUGCGGAUCCGAUUUAUCCAAUUUCUUCGAACGGGAGUCCCUGUUCCGAUGCGAUAACGAUGGUUGCGUCCUAAAAAAACAGCGCUCCGUCAGCGAAAAGACAGCAGUUUCGUCCUCAUUUUCCUCUAAUUACUCCCGCAGAAGCUUAGAUUCUGGGAGCAGAACACCCAGAUGGAUUGAAUUCUGGAGUGAUGCAGCCGUCGAUAGAAGGCGUAGGAAUUCAUCAUCUUCGUCGUCUUCUUUAUCGCCCGAUCGAUACUAUGAGAUUCCUCGACCGAUAUUUCGGGGAAAACUGCCGAAAUGGGUCGAAGGGUAUUUGGAGCGGAUCGGAACAGUCCUGAGUGAAGGUGGGUGGGAUGAGACUGAAAUAGCCGAAAUCGUACAGGUAUCGUCCUCUGGUUUUUUUGAAAGAGACGUGAUUUUGUUAGAUAAUCAAGCAGUGUUGGAUACUCUGCUACUCAAGGCAGACCGGUUCUCUGAUUCAUUGAGAAAAGCAGGGUGGAGCUCUGACGACAUCACUGACGCCCUGGGUUUCGAUUUCCGACUUGAAAAAGAGAGUAAAUUAUUGAAGAAAAUUUCACCGGAGCUCGUCAAGAAGAUCGGAAAGCUUGCAGAAUCCGUCUCCCCCUCAUAAAAUCUUUUACCGGUAGGAGUCCUCGAUAUUCCCGUGAGGCGUGAGCUGAUCUACCACUGCAAAAUGCAAAUAGCCAACCUCGAAGCAAGAUUGUCUGUAAAAAACGACCUCUGCUUUUUGGAGAAGAACCCUUUUAGAAUUCUGGUAGAUAUUAUGGAAGAAACUAAUAGGGUGUUAGGGGUUGGAGUGUCUCUGUAGCUGUAGAAUGUCAGAUGAUACCCAACUCUGUGAAGCCGCGUGUGUCGUUUAUAGGAGUGUGGGGAAAAGGAAUUGUGGCUUCGAAUAGGGUCUAAACUCUACACUCCAAACUCUUUCCCUCCCCUUCCCUUGCCUCCCCUCUUUAGAUUUUAGCUUUUCAGGGACAUAACAACGAGGGGUGCAGGAGGAAGUGUAAGAGUGCCUCAUUCACCCUCUCCCUGUAGGGGUGUCAACGGUCCGGGUUGGUCCAGUUUCGAUCCGGUUUUAUCGGUUUUGGUGUGACUUUGAAAUUGAUCGAA